AUGGAGUGUCUCUCGGGGAGUAUAAGACACUCGCUGCGGAGGUCUGGAUCCCAACUUCGUACUUUUACCGUUCCAAAAAAUUCUUCAUUUCCCUCUUAUCGCCAAUAUGCACUGGUUCCGACACCCCGGCGCAUGAACGGACACAGCCAGUCCGAUCGAUCCGACGCCUCUGAUGCCCCAGUCUCUGUGGAAGAAAUUACGGACCAUUUCCAAGCCCACCCUCUCUCCGGAUACUAUUCAUUGAUUCUGAAAUCAAGCUCGCCCUACCAAGAUGGUGCGCCGACGUCGCGACCGACACCCGUUCGGCCCGAGGCCAGUGUGACGCCGGCAUCUGCCGUUGAACCCCAAUCACCCCAAGAAAAAAUGGCGAUUGUAUUCGGCACCCGUCUUGCCGGCCCAGGUCGAGUUUCGAGGUAUAACCCUGGUGAAGCCCCUCCAGAGUCAACAUGGAAGACUAUAAACGGAGUCCCCAUCCCUCCGCAACCCGAAGAACCAGACAAUUGCUGCAUGAGCGGCUGUGUACACUGUGUCUGGGAUGACUUCCGCGAUGAGAUGGAAGAAUGGGCAUCCCGGGUCACCACGGCGAAAGCCAAGGGUGGUCCUGAGAAGGGAACGAAGGACAUGCGCACGGAGCCUCGAGCGGAAGUCCGCUCGGCUAGUGGAAGCAUGGAUGAUGAUGGCGGCGGCAGCGAGGCAAAUUGGACUCUGCCGAGCCAAGACGAUGAACUCUUUGCCAAUGUUCCCGUUGGUAUUCGCGAGUUCAUGAAAACGGAGAAAAGGUUGCGAGUCAAGCAGCAGAAGGAGGCUACAGCGUGA
This is a messenger RNA of Penicillium paradoxum, 816 nucleotides long. Its product is annotated as oxidoreductase-like domain-containing protein. The record is from RefSeq and is a predicted model, not a curated record. Bases 1 to 816 code for a protein of 271 amino acids. Lineage: Eukaryota; Fungi; Ascomycota; Eurotiomycetes; Eurotiales; Aspergillaceae. Gene Ontology annotation, cellular component: mitochondrion. The transcript has a single exon.